AUGAAAACUUUUUUCGCAUGCCAUGGACUUCCAGAGAAACUCAGGUCUGACAAUGGACCACAAUUCAGCUCAGCUAACUUCAAAAACUGCACAGAGCUUGGAAUUGAACAUGAAAGAAGCAGCCCCCAUUUUCAAAGCUCGAAUGGCGAGGCUGAAAGAGCAGUACAAACUAUAAAAAGCCUAUGGACAAAGUGUGUCGACAAGCAGCUUGCUCUUCUAGAUUACAGAACAACUCCUCUAGAAAACAUUAAUCUGUCACCAGCUCAACUAUUAAUGGGACGCAGACCUAGAAAGACGCUUCCAGCAUCAUAUGAUAUACUUAAACCAGCAACACACGACCUCAGAAAGGUAAAGCAACACCUAAAUGCCCAGAAAGCCAAGCAGAAACUUUACUAUGACAGGAGAAGAAAUGUGAAGGAGUUAUCACCCCUAGACAAUGGAACAACAGUCAGAAUGGAAACACCUGGUUCUAAGUCCCUAUCCCCAGGAAUUGUCGUAGAGAAAACAGACAAAUCAAGAUCUUAUUUAGUGAAAAGCAAAGGGAGACUUUAUCGCAGAAAUCGUGUUCACCUCCACAAAUCAAGUGAAAAUCCCCAGGAUGAAGUGGAUGAACAGGACAUGCCCAUGGAAGACAGCGGUCCCAAUGAGCCUACCAUAGAAAAUACUGCUACACCUGAAGUCAGCGACAAACCCGCCAAUCACAAAACGCACUCCAAACCAGAUCUGGACGAAUUGUUAAACCUCCAGAAAAACUUGACUUGUGAAGUGCUUGUAAAUAAUUCUGUUAGUGACUUUUGGUAUUAG
Molecule: messenger RNA, 804 nt
Organism: Saccostrea echinata
Lineage: Eukaryota; Metazoa; Mollusca; Bivalvia; Ostreida; Ostreidae
Exons: 1
Coding region: 1-804 (267 amino acids)
Biological process (GO): DNA integration
Molecular function (GO): nucleic acid binding
Source: RefSeq, a predicted model, not a curated record